Xenopus tropicalis (tropical clawed frog) is the source of this 1743-nucleotide messenger RNA. It is a transcript of the gene rabep2, whose product is annotated as rabaptin, RAB GTPase binding effector protein 2. Gene Ontology annotation, molecular function: GTPase activator activity. Gene Ontology annotation, biological process: endocytosis. The coding region runs from base 308 to 1444 and encodes 378 amino acids. Gene Ontology annotation, cellular component: centrosome. The record is from RefSeq and is a predicted model, not a curated record. NCBI's taxonomy places the organism in Eukaryota, Metazoa, Chordata, Amphibia, Anura, Pipidae. The transcript is spliced from 11 exons.
UUAUAGGAGUGGCCGCCAGGGGCAGUGCUGAGCUGGGAAGUGGUUGGAAGUAACGGAGUGAAGGAGACGGAUUGGACUGCUCCUGAGAUUUCCGAACGUCCCAUUCUAGUGAGAUUAGUGCGCAGGCGAGUAGUGCCGAAGAUUGCCGAGUUGGGAGCCGAGACCUGGGGGACUAGGGGCCGAGUAUUGGCGGAGAUUGCCGAGCGGAUACGGAAACGUGUCGGGAGAGGAUUAGAGGAGAGAGAAAGAGAAAGUUUGGGCAGCGGAGAAGAGAGAGGAUCGAGGGGAAAAGAGAAGGGGACUCCCCAUGUCUCAGUUGGAGGAUGAGGAUUCGGGGCAGGAACCAAUCUCCCCCUCGGCAGAUUUCCCUGGGGAGGAGCUGGAAGUUACCCCGGUGGCCGAAACGUUUGCCCGCGGGUUCGACUGCGUCUCCAUCUCUUCCUUCCCCGGGGAGAGGCUGAUACCUGGCAAGGAGGACACCGCCUCUCUGGUUUCCACGGCAACUCUGGUUCCCGAGUGCAUCUACAUUCCCCCCUCGGGGUAUCAGCUGGUGCCAGAGCAGGAGGUGACAGAGCAGAGAGUGGCCCUACAGAGCGCCACGGAGAGACUGGAGCGGGCGACGCGGGAGAAGGAGUGCCUGCAGGAGGCGCUGCGCUGCAGCUCGGAGGAAUGUGCCACCCAGGUGCAGGUCUUGCUGGAUCAGAUAAAGAGCUCAGAAGAACUUCUCCAGAACCUUCAGAGAACCUUGAGUGACACCCAGCAGAAGACAACAAGACAAAUGGCGACACUAACUGCCACUUUCAACCGCUUGUGCCAAGAGGUCAAUUGCCUGAAUGAGGAGAACGAGAAGCUGAGGGCCCUGAGCUCUGCAACUGCCCCCGGGGAGCCGAGAGUCACUGUGGAACCCUCCCCCACCCAGAGGGCGGUGCAGCACCGACAGGAGAGACUCUGUAUAGAGAUUGUGUCCCUACAGGAGGAGCUGAAACUGGAGCAGCGGGAAAAGAGCCUCCUGGAGGGGCAACUGCGGGUCCAGCAAGAGACACACACAGAGGAGACACAGAUCAUGGAAGCCACUCUCUCCAGUCUGCGCACAGAAAUGGAGCGACUCCAGCAGGAGAGGAAGCAGACUGAGUUGCAGCUACAGGAGUCUGAGAGCCAAGUGCAGAAACUGUGGGAGUCUGUGAGUGAGCAGGAAAAGUGCCUCCUACAGGAGAAGGAAGGGAAGAUUUGCCUCCAGGCCGCACUCAGUGAGGAGAAGACUAAGGUUUCGAGGCUUCAGGCCGAGUUGGGGACCAGCGAGGAGGUUCAGAGGGACUUUGUGCGUCUGUCGCAGGCACUGCAGGUGAGUUUGGAGAAGAUUCGCCAGGCGGACUCCAUGGCAGACGUGAGCUCCAUCUUGGAAGGGACUCGGCUCACGGAUAUUAACCAACUGCAGGAAACCUGACUCUGCACCCAGAAGCCUCAGGGGCCCCUGACUCACUGCGGUGUAUAGUGUACAUAGGGCCGGUGUGACUAUAACUCUAACAUUUGCACUAUAGGGAGGUGGGUAGGUAAGUUACUGCCAUGGGAUUCCGUGUAGCACCGGGGGCAGUGGGACCCUCUAUCCAUGUAACGGGCGGAGCACCUCAGUCCCAGCAUCCCUUGGGGCAGCCAGGCAGUAUAUUUACCAUAUGCAUCUCAUUAGAAUGACUAAUUAACUAACAAGUUUCUGUUACAAUUUAUUAAAAGUCUCUUUUAUACAAA